AAAGAAAAACGGAAAUCGACUUCAACGUUCAUUUAUCAAACCGCUUCAGUAUCGUAACAAGUUCUUCAAUGUGCGGAAGUUUUUGCCUUGAUUUAAUCAGAUUUUUAGCAUAUCAUUACAGUGUUCAGCCAACAUGUUAAAAUUUUUGGAGGUUUUACCAUUUUACACAGUUUUCAUUUGGUUUACCGCAUCUCAAAUAUUAGCUGAACUUAACUGCACAACGACGUGUAAUUCGACGGAUGUGAUCGUGACCUGUAAUGGAUCGUCUACCCCCAUUCCACAAAACGUUACCAUACUUCACAUCCACAACUACAGCAGAACUUUGGACUCUCUUUGCAAGAAGAGAGGUUACGAAAAACUACGCAUACUAGACGUAUCCAAAAACAAAUUAGAAAAAAUUACACAAGGAUGUUUCUCUACCUUUCCGUCGCUCGAGAUCCUUAUCAUCAGCAACAACGAACAACUUGGAUUCAGCAAUUUCUACAAUGCGUGUUACGGACUCAAUGCAACCCAAAUAAAAGAGAUUUAUGCCAACGAUAUCAACCAAAAGAUGGUGAAUUAUCCGUUUCCAAAGAAUAUAUCUCUUGUGCUUCAGAAUACAUCACUUCAGACUUUACACAUUGAGUACAACGAAAUUCGGAUUGCAGAAAUUGGAGCCAUAUAUUACUUGCCACAGACACUGCGAAACAUUUCUGUCCGCGGAAAUCGACUUGAAACGAACACACGUUUCUUUGAAAUGCUACAUCUCAACAAGCUUCUUCGACUGGACAUUAGUUACCAAUGCACAUCACGUAAAUUUCGUUCAAGGUCACGGAGACACGUGCGAUUUGUAACAGGAGAUUCCAAAAACCAUACGGGUAUAGAAUGUUACGAUACACGAGAAAGUGACGUUCUGCGAAUUCUACCAAAUAGUCUCCGAGAAUUAAUAGCCACAGGCGCUGUUUCUGGGUCCUCCUGCAUUCCUUUCCUGAGCACCCAGAACCACAGCACGUUGGAGUACAUUGACAUCUCACGUGCUGGUUACGAUAGAUGGAUCGGCCCCAUUAACGACACAGAAUCAAGCAUCAAGACCCUAAUUCUAUCGUACAACCAAUGCUACUAUAUCAAAGAUGGAUUUUUUAACAAUUUAAAAAACCUUACCACUUUGGAUAUUAGUUUCAAUUACUUAUAUAUUUUUUUCCGUCGCAGUAAGAAAUCAAAUGUGUUCCAGGGGUUGCCAUCUUUGAAAUCUUUAUCCCUGAGUUACAACAGGUUAAGCAAAUUACCUGAAAAUCUUCUGAAAAACAACCUAAAUUUAGAACGACUCAACAUCAGUAACAACGCCCUAGAGACGUGGACAGUGGAUAUCAGUCAUCUUAAACAGCUUACUUACAUCGACUGUUCCUCCAACAAGCUUGCAAAACUUCCCAAGUCUGUUAGAGACAGUCUGGACGAGGCAAGUCAUUUCCAAAACGUGACGUUGGAUUUUCACCAAAAUAAGAUCUUAUGUACCUGUGAUAACCUGGACUUCAUCAACUGGCUUUUCACAUCAAAGGUGAAUAUACUUUUAGCGAAAAAGGACGAGUGCACAAUAUACAAUGGUAAUAUAUCACAAGCUCAUAGACACUUAAACGAGGAAUGUGGCAGGAAUAACGGCGGGAAAGAAUGGCUUUAUCCUGUUCAAUUCAUUGGUAUUCUUUUCAUUCUCUCUGUUCUAGCGGUCGUCGGGUACAAGAAACGAUGGGCAAUUAUAUAUCGUUGGUACCUGAUUCGUCUGCAGAGAAAAGGGUAUACUCCCAUUGGGGGAACAGAAGAUAGCUAUGAGUAUGACGCGUUUCUCUCGUUUGCUGAUGAAGAUAGGUCAUUCGUUGACAAAGUUAUAGAAGAAUUGGAGAAAAAUCCCGAUACCCAGUUUAAAGUCUGUGUUCAUUAUAGGGACUUUACUCCGGGCAAGUCCAUCUCUAGAAACAUUGUGUCUGCCGUGCAUUCCAGCAGGAAAACAAUCGUUUUCAUGUCGCGUGCCUACCUCAAAAGUCACUGGUGCAAACACGAAUUGUGUAUGGCAAUGACGGAAGAGAACCACAUGGAUCGCAAAGUUAUCAUUAUGACCGUCCUUGAAGACAUCCCUAAGAAAGAGCUGUCCUUGGAUGUUUUACACUACUUUAAAAAGAAGAGCUACAUUGCGAAACCAAACAACGAGCAAGAAAUGAAACUGUUUUGGAAAACUUUGAAAGGAGUGGUGGCAAAUGAUCUAUGAGAUAAUGGAUUGUAUAAACAAAUACUGGAAGUUUUUUUUUCAAAUGUGGAUUUCCUAAAUAGGAAGAGGGUUUGGGGGACCAAAUGGGCCUAUUGCGAAGCCUUGGUUUAGGUUUCGGGGCAACGGCAUCUUGACAAGGAGCUAGCACCUACCAGGAAUAUAAAUUCAUAUUUUGUUCAGAUAUUUACCAUGCAUUUUUAUGCUAUUAAAAUGUUUUGUUAAA
Ostrea edulis (European flat oyster) is the source of this 2459-nucleotide messenger RNA. RefSeq names its product toll-like receptor 4. The transcript has a single exon. Gene Ontology annotation, cellular component: membrane. Gene Ontology annotation, molecular function: protein binding; transmembrane signaling receptor activity. The record is from RefSeq and is a predicted model, not a curated record. Gene Ontology annotation, biological process: toll-like receptor signaling pathway; immune response. Lineage: Eukaryota; Metazoa; Mollusca; Bivalvia; Ostreida; Ostreidae. The coding region runs from base 134 to 2236 and encodes 700 amino acids.